UCUUGGUGUGUUGUGAUAACUCAGUGACGCAGUUAAAUAACUUAACUAAAUUUAGUUAAUUCUGUUUUAUUAUUUGUAAAAAAGUGAUCACAAAAGUUAAUUGAAGAUUUUGGACAAUGUCGAGUUUUGGAUCAUCUGAUGGUGAUAUUUGCCAGAAGAGAAUUACAGACCAGCAAGAUAGUUUCGAGCAGAACUGUUAUCCUUUGUAUCAGACAUUGGUGUCAUCAACGUCAUACGAAAUGCUGCCAACGGAGGAAGGUUAUUGGGGUUCCCCGUGCAGUAGCGGCGGAUGUCAUUCCGUGAGGGGCGGAUCGCCGCACGAUAACUUUGAAAGAUGCCCCCCAGAUGCAGCGUAUCCCACGGCGCUCUACGCCCACCAAUAUCAAUAUGAGAAAGGAAUGUCACAAUCAUACUACGAUGAAGGCUACUGCGGCGGUCAGCCGGGCCUCACGGGGACCAGGGCAGAGACAGUUACAACACCAGGAGGUACUGUGAGGGUAAUUAGGAGAAGAAAUACAGCAAACAAGAAAGAGCGCCGGCGAACACAGAGUAUUAACACCGCUUUCUCCGAUCUCAGAGAGUGCAUCCCUAACGUACCAGCUGACACAAAACUGUCUAAGAUUAAAACACUGAGACUCGCGACAUCAUACAUAUCAUACCUGAUGGGAGUCUUGGAAACCGAUCGUGAACCGGCCGGUGGCUUUCGCGCGGAGCUCAUAGCUGCGGCAAGCGGCGGCGGCCGAAGAGGUGCAGCGGCUAACAAUGGCGCUAUUUCAAACAGGAACGCCAAUAGCGAUUGCGGCGACUCCAGAAGGAGCAAAGGCAGGACCGGUUGGCCGCAACACGUUUGGGCCUUGGAACUGAAGCAGGAACAAACUUUGUGA
Molecule: messenger RNA, 884 nt
Organism: Ctenocephalides felis (cat flea)
Lineage: Eukaryota; Metazoa; Arthropoda; Insecta; Siphonaptera; Pulicidae
Product: heart- and neural crest derivatives-expressed protein 2-like
Exons: 5
Coding region: 117-884 (255 amino acids)
Biological process (GO): developmental process; regulation of transcription by RNA polymerase II
Molecular function (GO): protein dimerization activity; DNA-binding transcription factor activity, RNA polymerase II-specific; RNA polymerase II transcription regulatory region sequence-specific DNA binding
Source: RefSeq, a predicted model, not a curated record